CCAGCCGGUGGGUUGAGUCAGAGACGGGAGGCUGAGCUGGACCCGACAAACCGCCAGCACCGGGGGAACCCUACAGCGGGGAGACACCGAGGCGGAUAAACGACCGGAAGACGGGGGGAAAAAAACCCAUAAAACUUGGAUUUAAAGUGGACUUAAAAAAAAAAAAAAAAAACAGCCGUUUAUCUUCGGCAACCGUUAGCCGUUUUUAGCUACCGCCCCGGAGAAGGAACCGGCUGGCUGGCGGCGGCCGAGCCCACGCCGGUCUGCCUCCAUCAUCCACGCCGAUCCACGCUGACUCGCUUCCCCUUCAGCUUUUCUUCUGGCUCAGCAUCCAUAUUUGCAUCCCAGGGAGUGGCAGGCACCAGUCGCCCCCCACACACACCCACCCUCCUCCGCCGGUGUGGACCUAGAAGUUAGCCGCUCGUCGGACACCUCCCCUCGGAUGGUGUAUUUCCACACGGGAAGAAAAAGGAAAGAAAAUUAGUGGAACAAACUUGAAAUGUUUGAAUUCCAGCUAAGACCAGAGGGAUGUGUGGGUUCUUCUUGAGACGUCGGUUUCUUCUUAGUUAUUAGCUAAACAUGGAGAACGCCGGCCUCUGCUCUGUCAUCUAGUGUCGGAUCCGCAGGCCUCCGUCAACCGCUCCCCAUCCCAGCUGCGUCGCCGCUCCCCGCAGGAUGAACAUGCUGAAGUCCAGCGGGCUGAAGAUCCCCGGCCGCGGGGCCAAGCAUUCCAGCCCGGUGGGAAGGACCUCAGUGGGUGGGACAUCCAGCCCCGUCGCCCCCAAAGACAGCACUCCACUGAAGCCCGUCACUCCAGCUAAAAUCUCUGAGGAGGGCGAUGACGUUUUAGGAGACUACACGGUCGGCGAGCAAGUCUGGGUCAACGGCGUCAAGCCGGGAGUCAUCGCCUACCUGGGGGAGACCCAGUUUGCCCCCGGCCAGUGGGCCGGAGUCAUACUCAACGACCUGGUUGGCAAGAAUGACGGGUCAGUGGGCGGCGUGCGCUACUUCGAGUGCCAGCCGCUGCAGGGCAUCUUCACGCGACCCUCCAAGCUCACGCGACAGCCGGUCGGGGAGGGGAGCGACAGCCACUCCGCCGACUCCGCCCAGAAUCAGACUCAGCAGGGCGGCGGCGGCGGUCCGGCCGGCCAGAGGGUGGUGGUGCCGCUCAGAGAGGGGCUCCUCAACAGCGCCGUGAAGACAGGAAACGAGUCUGGCUCCAACAUGUCGGACAGCGGGUCCGUUAAAAAAGGCGGAGAUAAAGACCUGCGAGUUGGAGAUCGAGUUCUGGUGGGAGGCUCUAAGAUGGGAGUGAUACGCUACAUGGGGGAAACAGACUUCGCCAAGGGUGAGUGGUGCGGGGUCGAGCUGGACGAGCCCCUGGGGAAGAACGACGGUGCAGUCGCUGGGACAAGAUACUUCCAGUGCCUUCCAAAGUUCGGCCUGUUCGCUCCCAUCCACAAGGUGAUCCGCAUCGGCUUCCCCUCCACCAGCCCGGCCAAGGCCAAGAAGAGCAAACGGGUGGCCAUGGGCGUCUCCUCCCUGGCCCACAGCCCCAGCAGCUCCUCCAUCAGUUCAGUCAGCUCGGUGGCCUCCUCUGUGGGUGGACGCCCGAGCCGAGCUGGACUGCUGACGGAGACGUCGUCCCGCUACGCCCGCAAGAUCUCGGGCACCACGGCGCUCCAGGAGGCCCUGAAGGAGAAGCAGCAGCACAUCGAGCAGCUGCUGGCCGAGAGGGACCUGGAGCGAGCCGAGGUGGCCAAAGCGACCAGCCACAUCUGCGAGGUGGAGAAGGAGCUGAGCGUCCUGAAGGCGCAGCACGUCCAGUAUGUUGCAGAGAACGAGAGCGCCCUCCAGCAGGUCCAGGUCGUGUUGGCCAGCACGCAGAAGGACAAGCUGGAACUGGCCAAUCAGCUGGAGGAGGAGAAGAGGAAAGUGGAGGACCUCCAGUUCAGAGUGGAAGAAGAGUCCAUCACCAAGGGAGACCUGGAGGGAAGGCGCAGUCAUGUUGCAGGAUCCUUGAGGUUGGGCAACAGAACCAAGCAAACCACGGUAGAAGAGCAGAGUCGCAUCAUGCAGCUGGAGGAGGAGCUCGCCCUCCGAAGAGCCGAGGUCCAGGACCUCCAGGGUCAGCUCAGACGGGUCGACGCCAGCGCCCAGCCGGAGGCGGCGGGGGCCGACGCCCGGCCGGAGACCCUGGUCCUGCGCGAGCAGCUGCUGACGGCGGGCCGCGAGCACCACAGGGAGAGCAGCGAGCUGAAGGAGAAGUACGAGGCGGCGUUGGCGGCCAGCCAGCAGGAGGUGGACUCGCUGAGGACGAUGGUGGAGAAACAGAGCGCCGAGAUCAGCGAGAUGAGGCUGAAAGUGCAGCGAGCCACCAAGGAGAACGUGGAGAUGAUGGACUCCUGGAAGGCUAAGUUCGACUCUUUAGUUAGUGACCAUCAGAGAUCCUUGGAGGAGCUGAAGGCGUCGCUGAGCAGAGGUCCGUCUGCUCCACAGGGCCAGGAGCAGGACGCCCAGGAGCUGAGGGCCACGCUGGAGAGCCUGAAGAUGGAGCACCAGCUGGAGGUGGAGAACCUGAAGGCCAAGCACAAGAUCGAAGCCGCCAUUCUGACCAAGGAGCGCGAGGACCUCUGCGCUCGGCUGCAGGAGGCCAGAGAGCAGCCGGCCGACGCGGAGGCCCAGAGCGGCAAGGCUGCGCUGAGCGAGGCCUCGCAGAAGCUGCAGAGGGCGGAGGCCAGGCUGGCGGAGAUGGAGAGGCUCCAGGCGGAGCGGGACAAAGCGGCGACGGAGCUGCGCGACAGACUGGAGCUGUCGGAGAAGAGGAUGACGGAUUACCGGGCUCUGCAGAAGGCCCAGGCCGAGAGCAAGGAGGAGAUCCAGAAACUGGAGGAGGAGCUGAGGGUGACGGCCAACCAGCUCCAGGCGGUGCAGGCCGACCGCUUCACGCCUCACGAUGCAAACAUGAUAGAAGAUAAUCAGAUUUCAGAUGAGAAGAUGAAGCUGAAGCAGAAUAUUGAAGAAACAAUGGAGAAGCUGAUGAAAAGGGAAAAAGAAGUCUCUACCCUCACUUCCCAGGUUGAAGCUCUAAAAUCACAGAUUGGAGGCCUGGAAAGUAAAGUUCGCUCUGGGGAAAAGAAGGCGGAAGCCUUAGCCAAGGAGAAGGUGCGCUUGGAGGCCGAGCUGGAGGCCGUGACCAAAAAGUCCCAUGAUGCAUCUGGCCAGCUGGUCAGCAUCAGCCAGGAGCUGCUGAGGAAAGAAAGGAGUCUGAAUGAACUGAGGGUGUUGCUCCUGGAGUCGCACCGUCACUCUCGGGAUAUGGAGAAAGACCUGAGCCGAGAGGUGCACAAGGCUGAAUGGAAGGUCAAGGAGCAGAAACUUCAGGAUGACAUAAAAACCCUGAGAGAAAAACUGCUUCUGCUGGGCCGGGAGCGGUCCUCCCCCGACCACCGGCGCUACUCCAUGCUCGACCCCUCAGCUCUGGACUCGGAGGUGAGCCGCCUGCGCCAGCGGCUGCUCAGUACCGAGGACGCCCUGAGGAAUGCCCUGGAGCACAACCAGCAAGUCGACAACCUUGUCCAGGCCAUGCGCAGACAUCCAGACAAAAGCCAGGUUCUCGGUGCAAAUUCGGCGAAUGGAAUCCAUCACCAGGAAUCAGACGGCACUCAAGAGGAGCGACACUGAUGGCGGCGGCAGAGACGAGGCGGCAACUCUUGGCCGCGAACCCCGACUAUUUCGGGGACCUUCGGACGACGCUCGAGCGAGAACGUCUGCGGACGGGCGCCUGAAAGACAUUUCGGUUUACAGUCGACGAAUACCAAAACAGUGAAUUUAUAUGUUGUCGCUGAAUGCACCUAAAUAGCCAAUCACGAAGAUCACUUAAAGUACUAUAAAGUAUGGGACAUGAAGAGAUAUUAUGAGUAGAAGGAACUGCUGGGAGCUCAGAGUCUGGCAGCUCUGGAUGCGCCGCAUUAGUCAGGAAGCUGCGGGAAACCCCCGUUCUGAUGGACGACAACACCAAGAGCUGACGGACUGACUCUCACUGUCUUUCUUUCUUUUAUUUAUUGCUGUUACUUUCACAUUCUGCUUUCUAAUAAUCCUCCGUGCUGCUCCGAGCAACACCCGAACUAUGACAUUCUUGUGCUGUCUUGACUCAAUCCCGACGAGAACCGGCGUCGGGAACCCGUUCCCCUGAAGUUGAAGCUCCCGCUGCCGCGCACACAAGCAGCAGAGAGAACGUUUUCUUUCUUUAAUCCCCUCAUGACUGUAGGCAGAUUGUAUGCAUUUGAUGAAUUUUAGACUUCCUUUUAUAGCAUCCCUAUAAAUGAACCAAGAGUGGCCCGAACAUUUGCAGAACAGAGUUUGCAGCUUAUCCUCUUUUUUUUUUUUUUUUUUUAAAUCAGUCAUACACAAAAAAAAGUGCAGAAACCGACCAAGAAAUCACUCUGAGCUAAAUAAACUGAUUCACCAGAAGUAA
This is a messenger RNA of Fundulus heteroclitus (mummichog), 4477 nucleotides long. It is a transcript of the gene clip2, whose product is annotated as CAP-GLY domain containing linker protein 2. The record is from RefSeq and is a predicted model, not a curated record. Gene Ontology annotation, biological process: cytoplasmic microtubule organization. NCBI's taxonomy places the organism in Eukaryota, Metazoa, Chordata, Actinopteri, Cyprinodontiformes, Fundulidae. The transcript is spliced from 19 exons. Gene Ontology annotation, molecular function: microtubule plus-end binding. Bases 676 to 3684 code for a protein of 1002 amino acids. Gene Ontology annotation, cellular component: cytoplasm; nucleus; microtubule plus-end.